CGUAAUGCUCGCCUCUCUUCCACUUAUCCUUUUGUUCUUUUUGCUCGAUACUGUCGUCGCAUAUUAUGCUUCGUCUUCGGCACCCGGUAUUCGAUCCGCAGAGGCGCCGCCAACUGAGCUCCUGAAGAGACUAUCAGCCCCGUCAGGAUUGAAGCGGCGAGACUUCAAUCCAGCAAACGCGUCGUCAACUGUCCUUGGGCUUACUCUAAGUGACGAUCGCAGUUCCUAUUACACGAUUAUACAAGCUGGCAAUAUCAGCUUUCGCGUAGCCGUAGAUACGGCCUCCUCCGAUUUCUGGCUACUGGCGUCCACAUGUUCAGGCUCAGACGUAUGCAAGUCUUCACCAAGCUAUCCUCUCUUAUAUCAUAGCCCCUCCUUUGGCGCUGUGAACGGCAACCAGAGCGCGUUCAGUCUGUCUUUCGCCGAUGGAUCAAGUUCGUCAGGAUUCUUGGCCACAGAAACUGUUCAGCUGGGAAACCUCAGUAACGUUAAUCAAGUGUUCGGACUUGUCAAUUCGACCAAUGUGAAGCUGGAUAGCGACAUCAGCGGUGUGCUCGGCAUGGGUUUUCCGCGCCUUUCAUCGUUCUCGUCCACAGCAGUAAAUGCAACCCCAUUUGUAAACAGUCUCGCUCAACAAGGUGCACUGGAUUAUCCUUUGUUCGGUCUUAGCCUUACUCGAGACGAUGGUGGAACGAUUGCUCUGGGUGCCAUUGACGUUAAUGUCGUGCAUAAUCUUAGCGCUAUCGAGUGGCACAAAGUCCUGCCGUUUUCUCCCUUCAAUAGCGAAACCAAUACCUCCAGCUAUCUCCAGUGGGUCGUACGUUUACCAGAGGUCGGGAUUAAUGGGACGAACCUGAACACCCAACCAACAUAUCCAAAUAUUACCGAACAGUCCCUUGCUUUGAUUGAUGCUGGGACAAAUGGCAUAUUCGGACCGUACCAGGAUGUUUCUCGCAUAUUUGAAGCGUUUGGCGAAGCUCGUUUAGUAGAUGCUACGGUCGGACAGUGGGCUGUCCCCUGUGACACUCAGAUAACGCUCUCGUUCAAUUUCGGGCAAGGUAAUCUUACCUUACAACCUACGGAUUAUCUCAUCGGGCCCGUCUCCGGUAAUCCGACGUCUUGUCUCGCAUGGCCUCGAGCAGUCCAAAACUCCGGUGACGGGAUUGACUGGCAAUUGGGUACACCCUUCUUACGGACUGUAUAUUCAAUCUUCAGUUAUGGCAUUGACGGCAAAGAAGUACCCAUGAUAGGCUUCUACCCUCUCACCAACACAACCGCCAUAACCCAAACACCCCAACAAAUCUCCUCAUUCUUCUCUUCCUUCCACUUAACAAUCGCCACAACACUCCCCAACUCUCUCCUCUCUACACCUUCGGCCACAACCGCACCAUACAUCUUCAACACCUCCAUCCCUGCAUCAGUCGGUGCUAUCGUCACUUCAGGAUUAGGUGACGACAAUUAUAGUGCGAUACUUAUGGGAGAUCCGGUGAAUAUUAAUACGAGUGCGUUACCGGUGAUUACCCCACCUCCGACGUUGGUUACGUUGAUUGUGACCGAUAAGAGUGGGGCGGUGUUGACGAGUGUUGAACAUGUACCGACGAGUUCGAUCGCGUUGGGUGUACCGCCUGGACAGAGUAGUUCGGGGUUUUCCCUCUUUUUUGGACGCGGACCGAUUGUUGAGGAGGUAAUGUUGGUUGUGGGUGUGGGGUUGGUGUGUGGGAUGCUGUUCGGAUUAUAGUUUGCUUUUCGUUUAUGGAUGACUCCUGGACGAGCAAAAUUAUUUCCCGUGUCUUAUUUUCUUGCACCAUACCAUUUCUUAUUAUUACAUAUCCCUAUUAUUGCCCAUUUGCCCCUCAUCCCUUCUUCCCUUCAUCCCAGCUUCUGGACUUCAAUACACAUAUUCUUGGACUCCGUUCGUAACGCACGUCAGACUUUUUUUUUCUUUUCCGUUUCCGUUUCCGUUCUUUCUUUC
This is a messenger RNA of Fomitiporia mediterranea MF3/22, 1972 nucleotides long. Its product is annotated as acid protease. Gene Ontology annotation, biological process: proteolysis. The record is from RefSeq and is a predicted model, not a curated record. Gene Ontology annotation, molecular function: aspartic-type endopeptidase activity. The transcript has 10 exons. Lineage: Eukaryota; Fungi; Basidiomycota; Agaricomycetes; Hymenochaetales; Hymenochaetaceae. The coding region runs from base 5 to 1738 and encodes 577 amino acids.